AAUAAAAAAGUGGAGUUUUACUAAAAAAGAGUUCUCUUAUUUAAAGAGAAAACAAAGGUUCAUCUUCUUAGCUUCUUUUUCUUCUAAGUUCUAUCUCAUUAAUUAGUUGCCGGGCCACCAUUUUUUGCUUCACUCAACAACCAACAUAUAUAUAUCCUCCUCUUUAAUACAUUACAAUAAAAAAAAUAUGUUUAUUCAUUAAUUCCUUUUUGGGAACCUUUAUAAAUACACACCAAAACUAACACUAACCAACCAAAAUAUAGAAUUCAUAAACCCCCUUUUUAAUUUUCCUUCUCUCCCUUUGUCUUCUUGAUUAUCUUGAUAUAUUUAUACUUAGAAACCUUCUCAAUCUCCACACCAAAAAAAAAAAAAACUAUGUUGAAGAAAAGAGGCAUUGAUGUUUGGGCAUUACUAUUUUUAAUAUUUGUUACUAUUAAUACAAAUUCAGCACAAAAUAUUAGCAGAAACAAUUUUCCAAGGGACUUUGUUUUUGGUACUGCUUCUUCUGCUUAUCAGUUUGAAGGAGCUGUGAAAGAGGAUGGAAGAGGUCAAACUAUAUGGGACAAAUUUUCUCAUUCUUUUGGUAAAGUAAUUGAUUUUAGCAAUGGUGAUGUAGCCGUGGAUCAAUAUCAUCGAUAUCCGGAAGAUGUACAACUUAUGAAGGAUAUGGGAAUGGAUGCCUACAGAUUUUCUAUUGCUUGGGCCAGAAUUUUCCCUAAUGGAACUGGAGAAAUCAAUCAAGCUGGAGUUGAUCACUACAACAAGUUGAUCAAUGCUUUACUAGCUCAUGGAAUUAAACCAUAUAUAACACUAUACCAUUGGGACCUUCCUCAAGCUCUAGAAGACAAGUACAAUGGAUGGCUAAGCCCACAAAUCAUAGAAGAUUUUGCGAUAUACGCGGAGACAUGCUUCAAGAAAUUUGGUGAUAGGGUGAAGAACUGGAUCACUAUCAAUGAGCCUCAUACUGUUGCCAUCCAAGGCUUUGAUGUAGGUUUACAAGCACCGGGGCGAUGUUCCAUCCUCCUACGAGCUCUUUGCAGAGCUGGAAACUCUGCAACUGAGCCUUACAUUGUUACUCACAAUCUACUCCUUGCUCAUGCCACUGUUGUUGACAUUUACAAAAAGAAGUACAAGCCAACACAACAUGGAUCAAUUGGGAUUUCACUAGAUAGCUUUUGGUAUGAGCCUUUAACAAACUCCAAAGAUGACAUUGAAGCAACACAAAGGGCCAUUGAGUUUAAUUUAGACUGGUAUCUUGAGCCUGUGAUUCUUGGAAGGUAUCCGAGUUCAAUGGUAGAGAGAGUGGGAAGCCGGUUGCCUAAAUUUUCGCCAACUGAGUCUGCACUCGUGAAAGGUUCCUACGAUUUCAUAGGCAUAAAUCACUAUACUACAUGGUAUGCCAGCAAGAACAAAACCAACAUAAUUGGUGCUCUGCUCAAUGACUCUGUUGCAGACUCUGGUGCUAUUACCCUUCCAUUCAAAGGUAUAAAGCCAAUAGCAGACAGGGCAAGUUCAGUAUGGUUGUACAUAGUGCCUCAUGGUAUAAGAAGCUUAUUGAACUACAUCAAGCAAAAGUAUGAGAACCCUCUAAUCAUAAUCACUGAAAAUGGAAUGGAUGAUUCAAAUAACAUAUUUACAUCACGAAAAGAUACUCUCAAGGAUACAAAAAGGAUCAAUUAUCACAAUGACUAUCUUACUAAUCUGCUAGCUGCUAUCAAAGAAGAUGGUUGCAAUGUGAAAGGAUACUUUGUGUGGUCUUUGAUGGAUAACUGGGAAUGGGCAGCUGGAUUUUCGUCGAGAUUUGGUCUUUAUUACGUAGAUUACAAAGACAACCUCAAGAGAUAUCCCAAAGAUUCCGUGAACUGGUUCAAGAACUUCUUAGGAUCUGCUUAAAUUGAUACAUGUUACUUACAAACACCAUAUAUGCCUAGAUUUCAUGCAUAAAAAGGCAUAACGCGAUGUAUACAAACAUUUAUUCUUUCACAGUAUCUUAAUGUCAUUCAAUAGAUUGCACUCAGUUUGCUCAUACAAA
Molecule: messenger RNA, 2032 nt
Organism: Solanum tuberosum (potato)
Lineage: Eukaryota; Viridiplantae; Streptophyta; Magnoliopsida; Solanales; Solanaceae
Product: beta-glucosidase 40-like
Exons: 13
Coding region: 376-1893 (505 amino acids)
Biological process (GO): carbohydrate metabolic process
Molecular function (GO): beta-glucosidase activity
Source: RefSeq, a predicted model, not a curated record